Messenger RNA from Orbicella faveolata, 374 nucleotides. RefSeq names its product ubiquitin-fold modifier-conjugating enzyme 1. Gene Ontology annotation, molecular function: UFM1 conjugating enzyme activity. NCBI's taxonomy places the organism in Eukaryota, Metazoa, Cnidaria, Anthozoa, Scleractinia, Merulinidae. Gene Ontology annotation, biological process: protein K69-linked ufmylation. The record is from RefSeq and is a predicted model, not a curated record. Gene Ontology annotation, cellular component: cytoplasm.
GAUAGAUUCCGAUUUCAAAGAUGGUGGACGAAGCAACAAAGCGAACGGUUGCAUCUAUUCCCACUUUAAAAACAAAAGCUGGACCUCGCGAUAGCGAUGCUUGGGUUCAGAGGUUAAAAGAGGAAUAUACCAGCUUGAUCAAGUAUGUGAGUAACAACAAAGAAGCAGACAACGACUGGUUUAGACUUGAAUCAAAUAAGGAAGGAACGAGAUGGUUUGGUAAAUGCUGGUAUGUCCACAACCUUUUGAAGUACGAAUUUGACAUUGAAUUUGAUAUUCCCAUUACAUAUCCUACAACUGCUCCGGAAAUAGCCAUUCCAGAACUUGAUGGUAAAACUGCAAAAAUGUACAGGUAAAAUUAAUCUUUGCUUCAU